CCUCGAUGCUCGUGCGACCUCUGAGACCUUCUCUCUUUCUCUUCACACUCACCCUCUUUCUUCCCCUACCUCUAUAUCUGUGUCAUCCAUCGUCUCUCUUGACCAUUUCAUUGCUCUCCCACUAACUUCCCCCAUGGUUUCAUCGAUUCUCUCCUUCUCUUUCUCUUUCUAAGCAACACUGCCGCUACUACUACGACUAGUUCCACUAUUUCCAAAGUAGAAAAACAUACACAGACACACACAUCCCCCUUAUCUCUCUCUCUCUCUCCCUCCUUGAGAUCUUCACCGGCAAAUUAAAGCAAUAUUAUGGAUAUGAGCAUGGGGAACAUGGAUUCUUCUUCCACUCAAAAUUGGCUUGCUUUCUCUCUUUCCAACCAACAACAACAACAUCUCAACCUCCCUACUUCUUCUUCUUCCUCUCAUCAUUCUUCUCACCUCUGCCUCUUUGAAGCUUUCACCACUCCCAACCCCACCGCCCCAACCUCAACAAUAAACUCAUCAGCACGAGAAGAAGAUGCAGCAGCAUCAGGUACUACCACCGCUGGUGCAACAGACUUAUCCAUGUUCAGAGGUGGCCCAAAACUCGAGGACUUUCUUGGGGGUUCUUCGACCACAACGGGAGCUGGAGAUGCACCUCACCCUCACUUCUCUGCUGAAACACCCGUGACUGUCUCUGACACCGAGAUAUAUGACUCCGAGCUCAAAACCAUAGCUGCUAGUUUUCUUCGUGGAUUUUCCUCUGAACGAACCGACACUCACAAACAACAGCAACAGCAGCAGCAACAGUUAGUACCUACAGCUGAGCCCGCACCAAGAAGAGCUGUUGACACUUUUGGCCAACGUACCUCCAUCUACCGAGGUGUCACCAGGCAUAGAUGGACUGGAAGAUAUGAAGCUCACUUGUGGGACAAUAGCUGCAGAAGAGAAGGCCAGAGUAGAAAAGGAAGGCAAGUUUAUUUGGGUGGGUAUGACAAAGAAGAGAAAGCGGCUAGAGCUUACGAUCUCGCAGCUCUUAAGUACUGGGGUCCGACCACUACUACAAACUUUCCGAUUUCGAACUACGAGAAGGAACUGGGAGAGAUGAAGAACAUGACUAGGCAAGAGUUUGUUGCUUCUCUCCGAAGGAAAAGUAGUGGAUUUUCCAGGGGUGCCUCAAUUUACAGAGGGGUCACAAGGCAUCACCAACAUGGUAGGUGGCAGGCAAGAAUAGGAAGAGUUGCAGGCAACAAAGAUCUCUAUCUUGGCACAUUUAGCACCCAAGAAGAAGCAGCUGAGGCCUAUGAUAUUGCUGCAAUCAAGUUUAGAGGCCUAAACGCAGUGACAAAUUUCGACAUGAGCCGCUACGAUGUAAAAAGCAUUGCCAACAGUAAUCUUCCCAUCGGAGGACUCAGCAACAAAUCCAAAAACUGCUCUGAUUCAGCUUCCGAUGGUAAGAGCACCGACGAUGACCGGGAUCACUCCUCAGCAUCAUCCGCAGUGACUUUUGCGUCUCAGCCUGCUCCAAGCUCCGCUCUCAGCUUUGCAGUUCCCAUCAAGCAAGACCCAUCUGAUUAUUGGUCCAAUAUUUUUGGAUACAAUAACACAGCGGCUUCCUUAAGCAGUGCCAAGAACCCAAGUGUUGCACCAACUUUGUUUCAUCAGUCAUCAAACAAUGGGUCCGCUUUCCAAGAUCCCAGUGCUUUCAGCAUGGCCUUCGGUGUAAAUUCUUUAGUCAACGAAAGCAGCAAUGGGUUAUUCAAUGGAGGUGGUUAUGUUCAGCAACAAAGCGGUGUUAGUACUUCAACUUCUUCCCUCCCAUUGGCUACACCGACUGCCUUAAAUAAUAGCGGUAACAACAAUUACGAGAGCUCUUCUGGCUAUGGUAGCUGGAUUGCACAAUCUCUGCAUUCUUAUCAAACUGCAAAGCCAAGCCUCUCAGUGUUCCAGACACCAAUUUUUGGCAUGGAAUGAGCUCAUAUACAGAUGAAAAUGGAGGAUAAAAAUCUGUGCAAGGCAAGGCUGAAAGGGAAUUAGAGACAGGGUGGUGAAUGGUGAUGCAUGCACAGUUGGUGGGGUUAACUUUUUUUCCUUGAAUAGGUGAGGUGGACUGACAAGCAUUUCGCAGGAGCUGACAGUACUAACUGAAGUUCUUUUGUUAAGGGCCUUGGUUCCCUUCUCCGCUCGCUUUCUUUAGCUUUCAUCCUUUACUGACAUGAUUUAUAUGGGUAUAAAUGAAAGAGGAGAUCCUCUCUUCUCUAAUGCUACCAUCUUGUUACUUGUUAGUAUCAAGUCAUCAAUGUGAAAAUUUUCCGUUAACCUAGUUCA
Theobroma cacao (cacao) is the source of this 2304-nucleotide messenger RNA. RefSeq names its product AINTEGUMENTA-like 5 (gene AIL5). Gene Ontology annotation, biological process: regulation of DNA-templated transcription. The record is from RefSeq and is a predicted model, not a curated record. Lineage: Eukaryota; Viridiplantae; Streptophyta; Magnoliopsida; Malvales; Malvaceae. Gene Ontology annotation, molecular function: DNA-binding transcription factor activity; DNA binding.